UGUGAGAGGAAGCACGGCAAGCAGGAGGAGCACAUCACUGCAAGGAGAGAGGGAGCACGGCGCUGGAAGGAGGAGAGAGACCAAGGCAAGGCUAGUGGCCUGUGGAAGCAGGGUGCCCUGGUUCUCUCCUCUCCUGCCCCACGCUGUAGCUUCAGAAUGGGCUGCACUGCAGGACACCCGGCCUGCCAGCCCCAGUCCCCUGGAGCCUGUGGAGUGUCCGCUGCUGAGAACCACAGCGUAGGACCAGAGGAGCUAGGCCCCAAAGCUCCAGACGUGCUGUCCUCUCUGGAGCGACUCUCCCAAGCCACAGGUGGGGUGGAGAAGUCCUGGUACCGCUGUAUUUUCCCCUUCGGCAUAAUCUCCCUGGUGAUCGGCAUCGCAGGAACGGGUGUCAGCUACACCUACAAUGAUCUCCCACAGACCAAGGUGGUUUCUGUGGUGCUGCUGGUUACUGGGUUGAUCCUGGUAAUAAUGGCCACAGUCUGCUGGACAGCCCACAAGAAGAAACGCAGGAAAAAAAAGGAAGGAGCGUCCGCUAGUUCUGAGCAGUGCCCACUAUGACGGGGCGAGUUGGACAAGGAUAGAAAUUAAGCGAAAAGGAUAAAGGGAUUUGGAAGCAUGCUUGGUGGCUUUUGCCUCACAGCAUCCCUCUUAUGAUUCUUCUUUUAUUCUGCUGAUGAGCUCUGUCCACUGACUAACUCAGGAGAAGCAACCACGUGCACUGAGAAAGGUGCAAAAAAAAGUAUACGCACACUUUUUUGGCGUAAAAGUCUCAUUUGUACACACUCAAGGAUCAGAGUGGAAACACUUUUAAGUGGCAAGAGGAGGGACACAUGCAGUUUACCGUCACACAGCAGGUGUCUAGUGUCAAAACAAGCCAGAAGAAGCACCACACUCUUACACGCACACACACUCUCUCUCUCUCUGUCUCUCUCUCACUCUCUCACACACACGUACUGGUCAUUGGACACGGUGGGUGUGUGUUGCAAAGCGGUUGCUGCCGUCAGCUCUGGCGUCAGACCCCUGCAUUCCGGCCACCCAGAGUAUGCGAGUGCUUCGUCGGAGAAGUGGGCCAGAGGGGGCAACCCGACACCCCCACCUAAGUGGAGUUGACCCCCGUCGGCGUCCCGCGUCAUUGGCCCCAUCCUGUGACACCAACGCAAUGUGUGAGCUUUUUACGCAACGGGACACUGGAACAUGAACUGCGGUCCGCCAGCUCGCAUCAACAGCUGUGAGCUGCGCUCGGGAGGUCCCAACAGCACGGUCUUUAAAGGGAGGUGUGUAUGUGUCUGCGUGUAUGUUCCCAGGAGCAAAUGAAUAUAGAGAGAGAAGAUAAAACUCUCUUGUCAGAAACAAACCGUUGAUUUAUCAGGGCAUUUGCUUCUGGUAGACACCUGGGUCUGUGUGUGCACGUGGGCACUAUUAGGAAUCACUGGUGUUUAUGGGGGUGCGAAAUCACUUGGGGAUUUGUAUUUUGUAUAACACCUGUUGACGUUUCUGAGGACCAGGAAGCUUUGUCCACUCUCAUCCUCAAUCAUAGCAUCACAAGGCCUGAUUUUGUCUCCCAUUGAUCUGAACAGAUCAUGAGAUUAGCAACUCAAAAAUCAAGGAGACACUGCAUUUGCUGUAUUUUUUUACAUAUUUUUUAGAGGCCCAAAGUGCCUUGAGCUGUCAGCAAAACUGUUUCAAGUCUCUGUGCGCACAUCGUUUUUUCCCCUUGUUUCUAUCAGGAGCACCCCCUCCCCCAUCUAACCCCUUUAACCUCAAACGUCAAUGAAGACCCAACACCCCAUCCUGGUUUUUCCACUGGAGCUAAACCCCAUUGCCAUGUCACAGGAAGCCGAGGGAACAGAAUACCACCAGCACCCUCCACACACACACACACACACACACACACACACACACACACACACACAUACACACAGCUUCUGCAUUACACUGCCAUCCUGUCAGCAGCAACAAAAUCAUUUUACAGUUAUUAUACAGAAUUGAACAAAGACUGAGAAAUGCUGAAUUUGCCCUAUCUAUCCUCAGACAUUUGCUUUGUUGAAGGCGUGAUGGAGCAGCCGUAACGUCACCAGCUGACAAUUGGUUUACCCGGGUUCAAUUCCUGCCGUUAUGAAUCUGUGUUGCUUUGGAUGCAAAGCGUCUGCUAAAUAUCUGUCAACUUAACUUAACUUUAAUUGGAGAACGCUCAUAGAUCUCUGGUCCCUCACGUUCAGUCUUUGAGUGCUUUCCACUGCCAGGUUAUUAACGUUGCCUCUUUUGAGAGACAAAACUAAUAUGUGUACUCUAAAAAGGAACACUCAGUGUUUCUUAAAAACAAAAUCAGUCAAGGGACAUACUAAAAUCUAGUCUCAAUACCUAACCUAUGGGGGAGGUUGACUUGAUUUCAUUCAUGAGUGAUACAUGAUGCUCGACAUUCAUGUCCCUGUGUGCAUUAAUGCUCCCGGGAAGAUAUUACAGAAUGUCAGAACAGAAGAGAUGCCUCCUGUGGUUCCCUGUCUUGGAACAGCAGGCCAUGUUCACACUUUUCCCCGCCCGCACAGUGAUAGCCAUGUGCUCUAAGCAGACGGCCUCUUCAGUCUGCCGGGGCUCAAGAGCUGCUGUAUGUGUCCCCAGGGCUGUUUCUACUACCCUCAAAAACUCAAGGAUAACUCAGAGUCACCAUGCUGUGGUUGUGAGCUCGGCAAAUAGUGUUUAAGGAGGGACUGAGCCUGCAUUUUGAAGGACAUUAUCACUAUGUGUCAGAAAUGCUUUUGCAUCCGUCAGCAGCGUGCAAAAUGAUUGCGCAUGAAAUAUGAGAAGGAGAAGGGGAAGGGAAGAGAUAAAGAGGAAGUUGGUAUGGACAUUCGCUGUAAUUAAGCAUAUGCUGAGACUCUAAACUGGAUGUGCUCUGAGCACCCUUGUGCCCUUUGCUGCAAAUUAGAACAGUCUGUAAAGCAAAAACGUAUCCGUAUACUGAAAGACACUAGUGCAGCUGCAACCAGACAAGUCUGUGCAUUUGGCAUGUUAGAACAAUGUGCCUUCUUAGGUGUCCACACAACACAACAAGGAUCUUGAACAUUAAUAUUCUGUGCCUCUAAAUCAGAUUGUCACUUGUGUUCCUUAUUUUUUUUUUAUUAUUAUUAUUACACUGUGCUUGCCAUAUGAACAAAGAUUAUUGAAGAAAGGGAAUACCUUAUCUCUUUUUCGUCCCUUUUCCCUUUAUGAGAGAGAGAGAAUUGUGCUUAGUUUUCCAGGAGUCUUUAUCACCCCCUUCACCAUCCCCUUUAUCUCAGCUUGCUGCAUAUACAGCCUUGACUUUAGCCCACUUCAUGAACUCUGCUUGAGGACGCCAUGGCUAAAACUAGGUUUAAUGCCCUUUGAAGGCAAAUGGUGGCCGUGAGUUAGCGUCGGCUACAGCUCGGACGAACCCUAAUAGCCGAGAUGUGGGGGAUGACUCAUCCUGGCUAAGGCUGAUUUAAUUACAUUGCUGAAGCCUUGUUGGGAGCCAAUAGCAGUCACUCACAGCUGAAACAGUACUUGCAAAAGUUCUCUCUUACUUUCUGUAUUAACAUGAGAUAAAUCGUUCACUGACUAAAAAACAGAGGAUGUUGAGGCUACAUUGGAGAUGUGACAGAAUGUGAAGUAAAGUACAGGUAACACACACAAAACCACUCCACCAUGUCUGAUGAUAACUGCACUUCAGCUUAUUCUGCAAUGUGCCACGCAAAUACGUGUCUACAAGAUAUCCUUCUACUUGUUCCAACAGAAAAAGCUAUGUUAGUAAACUGGUCUUUUGUAAUUUGUAAUAACUUGUGAUAAAUAUUUUGGUUUAAAAAGAAAAGAGGGAAUAGCCUACUCUACCUCUCUAUACCUGAGGGGGUUGCUUGAAUGAAGAAGUUCCACAUAAUUAUGUCUGUCCUGGUAAAAAUGUAAUCCAUCUCCUUACUGAUGUAAAUAUAAAUGUGUGCUUAUAUUUAUUUAUAUCUUUCUACUCAUAUAAGCUUAAUUCAAAAUCUGUACUGGAUGUUCACUUGAAUCAUUUUGUUUUUUGUGAAUUUAUUGUGACAAAUAAAUAUCUAUAUUUUGAUACAGUA
This is a messenger RNA of Alosa alosa (allis shad), 4082 nucleotides long. RefSeq names its product transmembrane protein 100. NCBI's taxonomy places the organism in Eukaryota, Metazoa, Chordata, Actinopteri, Clupeiformes, Clupeidae. The record is from RefSeq and is a predicted model, not a curated record. The coding region runs from base 157 to 561 and encodes 134 amino acids. Gene Ontology annotation, biological process: cellular response to BMP stimulus. The transcript is spliced from 2 exons.